Drosophila eugracilis is the source of this 1565-nucleotide messenger RNA. Its product is annotated as calcium uptake protein 1 homolog, mitochondrial. The record is from RefSeq and is a predicted model, not a curated record. Gene Ontology annotation, biological process: calcium import into the mitochondrion; mitochondrial calcium ion homeostasis. Bases 114 to 1394 code for a protein of 426 amino acids. Gene Ontology annotation, cellular component: uniplex complex. The transcript is spliced from 2 exons. NCBI's taxonomy places the organism in Eukaryota, Metazoa, Arthropoda, Insecta, Diptera, Drosophilidae. Gene Ontology annotation, molecular function: calcium ion binding.
UUGACCCAAAUUCUCGGUAAACCUAAAACGCUUAAAUCAAACCGCAAGCUAAAUUUGGAGUUCCGUCAUAUUCGUGACUUUUCUCUGUUUAUGAUAGUUUCCAAUAGUGAAUCAUGUCGCGAUUCUUUCCUAUGAUUUUUCUCUGGUCUCGUUCUAUUUACUCGUACAUUUGGAGUGAUGAAAAGGGGGAAAACUUAAAAUGUCGAGCAAGUAUAUGGCCUUUGUCUACUGUAUUGCAUGUCAUCUCCAAUGAUGAAACUAGGUCCACUACUGGACGACGUCGCAUUGCCGUCAGUCCCCAUCGAGCUUCGUUUCGUGAUUAUGCCAUUGGACAGUAUGAAAAUCGUCUCAGAUUGUACUCACAUCCUAUGAAGAUUUUUCGAUAUUUUGCCACCAUUAAGAUGAAGAACAAAUCUGGUAAAUGGGAACUAUAUAUGACUCCCAACGAUUUCCUGAGAUCAAUUCAACCCGGAGCCAGGCAGCCGGAUAGAUUGGGCCUAGACAAAUAUCAAAUUUUUGAUGAGAAUGUUGCCAAGAGUUGGCGGCCGAAUGUCAGGAAGGACAGUAUUUUCUUGAAGAUGACGAAGUCAGGUUUGCUAACCUACAGUGACUAUGUGUUCCUGAACAUUCUAAUAUCCAUACCCGAGCGAAACAUUCGAAUUGGCUUUAAGCUAUUCGAUUUGAAUGGUGAUGGCAACGUGACAAUAGAAGAAUUGGAGCAAUUUCUUCUGGCUAUUACCAGGGGUGAAGCAUCCAUAAGAGCGUCUCACCUGAAGAACAUUCUCUUUGGAUCUCGAGCUGAAAGGACACUGAGUAUUAAUGAUUUUUUGGAGUUUCUAAACCAAUUGCAUACAGAAAUCCACACGCAGCAGUUUCGUAAUCUUCUGAAGAAUUCCAAAUCUGUGAUCUCCGAACUGGACUUUGCCAAGGUGGUGCUGGGCUUUAGUUAUUCCCACAGAAGGCGACGCGAAACUCUAAAGCGGGUUAAAGAAAAGUUUGGCCAGACGAAACGUGGAAUAAAUCUAAACGAAUUCCUGGCCUUUUUCCGAUUUGUACAAGAUGUUAGUAUCAUGGACAAUGAGCUUGCCUUCUACUAUUUGACCGGUGCGGAUAUAUCACCCAAAACCCUGCAACAUAUCUCACGUGUGGUGUCCGGCGUUGAACUCUCCGAACAUCUUACGGAUGUCAUUUUCUCCAUCUUUGAUCGUGAUUGCGACAAUAAGAUCCAGCGAAAGGACUUUACCACAAUGAGGCAACAGUGGAUGCAUCCGGUACCAUUGCGAAAAAAUCUAAGGUUCACAUCCACGAUAUGUAUUCUGUGCAAGUGUUCCUUGCGAUUUCUGCCGUCCUGGAUGUAUAAGAGACCAUCCACAGAAUAUAGGCCCCUUUGGUGAUGUCCUUUGGAAGCGUAAACGAUUUUAGUUCAAUGACAAUAUUAAACUGCUAGUUGAAUGUGAUAUUAGUAUGUCGUGUAUCUGUAUCUGUACCUUGUGAACAAUUUGUAAUCAACAAAAAUUAACUUUGCUUCUAUAUAAAGUGGUUUUUAUAGGAUUUAGAUAUAUUAU